This is a messenger RNA of Notolabrus celidotus (New Zealand spotty), 3802 nucleotides long. RefSeq names its product VPS35 endosomal protein sorting factor like (gene vps35l). Gene Ontology annotation, cellular component: endosome. The transcript is spliced from 30 exons. NCBI's taxonomy places the organism in Eukaryota, Metazoa, Chordata, Actinopteri, Labriformes, Labridae. Bases 239 to 3145 code for a protein of 968 amino acids. The record is from RefSeq and is a predicted model, not a curated record. Gene Ontology annotation, biological process: endocytic recycling.
AUGAAGUUGCAAAUUGCCGUAACGGUUAAAUAAAAUGUCUCUUAUCUCACACUGUCGCUUUUACAGAUGGUAAAAUAACAAUAUGUUCCGUAUUUAAAAUAAAUAUCAUACGAUUGAAACAAUACAGACUUACCAGACUUCUAACCAGAAACAAGAUUUAAAGAAAACAGCGAUUUCCUAAAAACUGGCGUAACCAGGAAGUAGAGUGUAGUGUCGUGAAGUCAUGUGAUAGUGGAAAAUGGCUGUGGUGCAGUGGCGUUCCCGGAUGCGCAGCUAUGAGGUGGAGCUGCAGAGAUGUCAUCCUGAGGCUGCUCUGGUUGAGUUUGGAGACUACCAUCCCCUCAAGCCCAUCAUGGUGACAGACACAAAGACCCGCCGUGGGGCUCGUAAAGGCAGCACCUCCUCGUCCUCCUCAUCCUCCUCCUCUGCGCCCGCAGACCCCCUCAGCUCCAUGAUGGAUGGGACAGACCCCCUCUCCAUGUUUGCUGCAGCCUCGGCCAGUGAGCCCCCCACCAUGUCACACAGUGCCUCUACAGGGGACCUGGGGAGAAAGAGGAAGGAGAUAAAAGAAGAAGCAGUUGGACUCGACUUUGAACCCUGGUCAUCAAAACGAGGAGAGAUUUUAGCACGAUUCACCACCACUGAAAAACUCUCAAUUAAUCUUUUCAUGGGCUCUGAUAGAGGUAAAGCUCCGAGUCCAGGAUCGUCAGCAGUUUCAGAGAAAGUUCGAACUCGCCUUGAGGAGCUGGAUGAUCUUGAGGAAGGAUCCCAGAGAGAGCUGCUGAACCUCUCCCAGCAGGAUUAUGCAAACCGCAUCGAGGAGCUGAACCAGUCUCUAAAGGAAGCCUGGGCCUCCGACCAGAAGGUCAAAGCCCUGAAAAUCGUCAUCCAGUGCUCCAAGCUCCUGUCUGACACUUCUGUGAUCCAGUUCUACCCGAGCAAGUUUGUUCUUAUCACUGAUAUCCUGGACACUUUCGGUCGGCUCGUGUUCGAUAGAAUCUGGACCAUGUGUUCAGACCCAAGACCUCUAUCAGACUCCUUCACCGUGGACGACGUGAACGAUACAGCCAAGGAGACUUGCCUCAACUGGUUCUUCAAGAUCGCCUCCAUCAGAGAGCUUCUGCCUAGACUAUAUGUAGAGGCUGCCAUUCUCAAGUGCAACCGCUUCCUGAACAAAUCAGGGAUUCAGGAGACGCUGCCUCGGUUAACAGCCAUGAUCAGAGGGAUUGGAGACCCUCUGGUGGCAGCAUACACCAGAGCGUACCUCUGCAGGGUGGGAAUGGAAGUCGCCCCCCAGCUCAAAGACAGCCUGAACCGCAACUUCUUCGACCUUCUGGGAACCUUCCGGCAGAUCAGCGGGGAGAGCGUGCAGAACCAGCUGGUCCAGCAGAGGGUGGAGGUUCCGGAGUACUUGACACUUUACUCACCCGCCAUCAACUGGAUCCUGCAGUGUAUCGCCUACAGAGCUCCAGAGGCUUUGCUGAUGGAGAUGAUGGAGCGAUGCAAGAAGCUGGGGAACAAUGCCUUGCUGCUGAAUUCAGUCAUGUGGGCGUUCAGGCCGGAGUUUGUGGCAGCAAGAGCCACAGACUUCAUCAGUAUGAUCAAAGACUGCGACGAGGCAGGAUUCCCAAAGCAUUUGUUGUUCGGGUCUCUGGGUCGCAGUCUGGCCUGUGCCGACCCCCCAGAAUCUGAGAGGCUGACGAUCCUGAAUGAAGCUUGGAAAGUUGUCACCAAAGUUCGCAGUCCCCAGGAUUACAUCAACUGUGCUGAGAUCUGGGUGGAGUUCACCUGCCGACACUUCACAAAACGCGAGGUCAACACUGUUCUGGCUGAUGUCAUCAAACACAUGACCCCUGACCGGGCGUUUGAAGACGCUUAUCCUCAGCUGCAGUCAGUGAUCAGGAAGAUCCUCACCUACUUCCACGACUUCUCCGUCCUCUUCUCCAUGGAGCGUUUCCUGCCGUUCUUAGACAUGUUCCAGAAAGACAGUGUGAGGGUGGAGGUCUGCAGAUCUAUCAUGGAAGUCUUCAUCAAACAUCAGGUGGAGCCAACCAGAGACCCUGUCAUCCUUAACGCCAUGCUGCACAUCUGCAAGACAAUGCACGACUCUGUCAAUGCUCUCACUCUGGAGGACGAGAAGAGAUCUCUGGCACUGCUGAUUAUCGGCUUCAUCCGCAUGGUUUCUUUUGGUCGUGACUUUGAGCAACAGCUGAGCUUCUGUGUGGAAGCCAGAGCCACCUUCUGUAAUCUGGAGUCAGUGCUGGUGCAACUCAUUCAUACUGUGAACCAGCUGGCAAUGGAGACCAGUCGGGUGAUGAAAGGGAGCCACUCCAGAAAAACUGCAGCCUUUGUCCGGGCAUGUGCUGCCUACAGCUUCAUCACCAUCCCGUCUCUCAGCAGCAUCUUCAGCCGCCUCAGCCUCUAUCUGCUGUCGGGUCAGGUCGCACUCGCCAACCAGUGUCUGUCCCAGGCGGAUGCUUUCCUAAAAGCAGCAGUCAGUGUUCUUCCCGAGGUUCCUCGCAACAUCAGCGUGGAGGGGAAGCUUCGCUCCUCUGAGAACUUCCUGCUGGACUUCAUGAACAAUUUCCUGUCUACGCUGUUGGUCGUACCGGACCAUCCAGAGCACGGUGUGUUGUACCUGGUCCGAGGUCUACUCAACAUGGUCCAGGAUUACACCUGGGAGGACAACAGUGAUGCUAAAGUGCGGGUCUAUGUCAGUGCUCUGCCCCUGCUGGCUGCCAUGAGCCAGGAAACCUACCUCUACUCCAUCCCUAAAGUGGACUCCAAUGAAACACUUUAUGGAGGUGAUCCCAAGUUUCUAUCAGAGAUCAACAAGCUGUGCGAGACUCUGAUUGGACAGAUCCUGGACCACUUGAAGACCCUCGGCCGUGAUGAGCCGAGCACACGGCGUCAGGGCGCUCUGGCCUUUUCUCUGUUUGGGAUCCUGCUGGCUCACGGUGAUCUGAGGAACAACAAGCUGAGCCAGCUGUCUGUCAACCUGUGGAACCUCAGCCACAAACACGGAUACUGUGAGACACGGAUCUCAGUUCGGACUCUAGAGUUUAUUAAACACCAGGCUCAGCAGCCCGACAUGACGCACCUGACAGAUGCAGUCCAGAGGCUGGUACUCCAAUCUCGCACGUGAACAUCAAUCCCAACAUUUGUGCCCACAGGUUUUGUAAAUAAAAGAUAAUCCGCAUAGAGAAGAGAAAUGAUGCCUUUAUGUAUUUGUCCAUGUAGUGACACUUUUUAAACAUUUGAGGGGCAUCAGAUAAAGCUCACUGUAAAAUAAACAUUGCUACUCCUAGACUGAAGUUACACAAAGCUGUUUAAGUGCCAAAAUUCCUACUUUUUAAAGCCUUAAAACAGAAACAAUCAAAGCAUCAUAGAAUGAUAAAAGUGCUCUGAAACCCUAAAGUAAAGUCUGUCAAGGUUUGUGCAUUAUUCCUUUUCGUUAUCAACAUUUGGAGGCACUUAAAUAAAAUAAGUUAUGAAAUAUUUGAAUGUAUUAUCCAUGAUUGAUUCAGAGUGCAGACUCAAAUUCUGAAUGAUUUAUGGUCUUCUUGAACAUCUCCUGCAACGUUUCUGUCACAGAACUGCUGCAGCUGUGCAACUUGUUCUCUCGUUCUAAUACAAAUAUAAACUGUUAAACUAACAUACCAGUAACGUUUAUCACAUCUGCUCUCUGUAAUGUAAUGUACUUGAUCAUCAUGCUAACCUUUAGCAUCAUGUAUAUUUGAUAGCAGUGUUUUUACAUUCUUCAUGUAGAGAAAUAAACACCCUGCUUUGUAUGAAACACAAA